Apaloderma vittatum (bar-tailed trogon) is the source of this 1614-nucleotide messenger RNA. It is a transcript of the gene ZGPAT, whose product is annotated as zinc finger, CCCH-type with G patch domain. Gene Ontology annotation, cellular component: nucleus. The record is from RefSeq and is a predicted model, not a curated record. Lineage: Eukaryota; Metazoa; Chordata; Aves; Trogoniformes; Trogonidae. Gene Ontology annotation, biological process: negative regulation of DNA-templated transcription; regulation of transcription by RNA polymerase II. Gene Ontology annotation, molecular function: RNA polymerase II cis-regulatory region sequence-specific DNA binding; DNA-binding transcription factor activity, RNA polymerase II-specific; metal ion binding.
AUGGAUGAGGAGAGUCUGGAAGCGUCCAUUCAGGCCUACAACGCCCAGCUGCAGCAGGUGGAGCUGGCUUUGGGGGCAGGCCUGGACCCCUCGCAGCACUCGGACUUGGUUCAGCUGCAGGAAGAUUUAAAGCAGCUGAUAGAACUGACUGAAUCCAGCCUGGUGUCCGUGAAAAAGAGCAAACUUCUGGCCACUUUAGAUACGAAUGCGACCUCCUCUUCCUCCCCAGUAGGCCUCUUGGAGCAGGACACCAACCCAGACAGUUCUUCCCAGGAUGAGGAGUACGCAGCUUUUAAGGAAGCCAUCGCCGAGCUUGGAACCCAUGAGGAGCCUUCAGCUAAGACCGAUGAGCUAUCAAAGAGAAGUCCAGAAACUGAUGAGAAAAAGUACAGUGAGGCAGAGGAAGCAUCUGACAGAGAGGAGGAGGAGGAGGAGGAGGAAUUGAGUGGGAUGAAGGUUAAAGCCCCCUACUACAGUUCUUGGGGGACUCUGGAGUACCACAAUGCCAUGAUCGUGGGGACAGAGGACUUGGAGGAUGGCAGUGCAGGCGUCAGAGUGCUGUAUCUCUACCCGACUCACAAGUCUCUGAAGCCGUGCCCGUUCUUCUUGGAUGACAAGUGCAGAUUUAAAGAGAACUGUCGGUUUUCGCACGGCCAGGUGGUCUCCAUGGAGGAGCUUCAGCCGUUUCAGGAGCCCAACCUGAGCACGCUGGAGGUGGGCUCGGCCUGCCUGGCCAAACACAGCGAUGGGAUAUGGUACACGGCAAAAAUAACGGACAUCGACAGUGGCUACUACACGGUGAAGUUUGAUUCCUUGCUGCUUAAGGAAGCCGUCGUGGAAGCAGAUAGUGUCAUUCCCCCGCUGCGAAGUGAAGACGCUGCCGAAUCUGCCGAGUCUGAUGAGGACAGCGUUGAUGAUUCCGGUUACGCUAAAGUGAUAGAUUCCAGAGUUCCGGAGAAUGGGGAAUGGACUCCUGCGUGCAGUUCCUCUUUCGGUGGCUGGGAAGCCCACACUCGUGGUAUUGGCUCCAAACUGCUUGUUCAGAUGGGAUACGAGUUUGGGAAAGGGUUAGGGAAGAAUUCUCAAGGCCGAGUGGAGCCGGUGCAGGCCGUGGUGCUUCCCCGAGGGAAAUCCCUCGACGAGUGUGCUGAGGUGCUUCAGAAGAGGAAGCAGGGGAAGCUGGACCCAGGCAAAUCGAGGAAAGGCCGAGCAAAGGGAAACAACUCUGGACAAUCCUCUGCAGGCAGCCGUAAGCCUCCCCGCAACGUGUUUGACUUUUUGAAUGAGAAACUGCGAGGGAAGAGCUCUGGGGAGAAGGCUGGAGGGAUGGCGCUGCCCGAGAGGAACAGCAAAGAGAUCUACCGUGCCAGCAAGAGCACCAGGAAGGCCCUGAGCGUCCGCCUCUUCCAGACAAUGGAGAAGAUUGAACAAACACAGAAGGAUAUUAUAGGAAUCCAGCAGGCCCUGGAACGCAACAUUGGACGGCACAGCGUUGCUGCGGCUCAGCUGGAGAAGAAGCUGGUGGAACAGCUGGGGCGGUUGCGUACCGAGAAAGCCAGUCUGCAGCGGGAGCAGAAGAAGGCAGACACGCAUAAGAAGAUGACUGAGUUCUAG